Molecule: messenger RNA, 861 nt
Organism: Purpureocillium lilacinum
Lineage: Eukaryota; Fungi; Ascomycota; Sordariomycetes; Hypocreales; Ophiocordycipitaceae
Source: RefSeq, a predicted model, not a curated record
AUGGGAUCACAGACGUGGCUUAUCACGGGUGCUUCCUCGGGCCUUGGUUUGGAACUAGCUCUCGCUGCCGCUGAAAACGGAGAUACCGUUAUUGCCUCGUCGCGCACGCCAGAAAAGAUUGGUCAUCUUGCUGAACGAGGCAUUCUAGCUGCUCGUCUGGACCAGAGUGAGCCUCUAGCACAAAUCAAGGCCGACGUUCAAACCAUCCUCGAUACACAUGGCCGCGUCGACUUUGUUGUUAACUGCGCUGCAUAUGUCCAAACUGGAAUUCUAGAGGACCUCACGCCUGUAGAAACGGAAGAGCAGUUCAACACAAACGUUUUCGGGGCUUUAAACGUCUAUCGCGCUGUACUUCCAUCUCUUAGGAAACAGCGAUCCGGCACGCUUAUUACUAUUGGAUCCAUGGCUGCGUGGUUCGCAGAUGCUGGCGCCAGCGUGUAUAACGCAUCGAAGGCUGCUCUCCGCAUUCUGUCUCUCGGCCUUGCAAAAGAAAUUGAGCCGCUCGGGAUUCGUCACUUACUUGUCGAGCCUGCGCGAUUUCGUACAGAGCUUCUCGCACCGGACGGUAAUUAUAGGACAUCCAAUGGCAGAGAUGGUAUAGCGGAUUACGGAGAAAUUAGCCAACGGGUCUUCGCUGCUGUUGCUAGUGAGAGCGGUAAUCAGCCAGGAGAUCCCGGAAAGGCAGCAAAGGUGCUAUACAAGAUCAUCAAAGGUUCUUGUGGCCUGAACGGAAAGCCGCUUCCCGAUUUCCUGCCGUUAGGAAGCGACGCAGUCGACGAAAUAUCGAAAGCCGCACACAAUGCCCUCAACAUCUGCCAAGAAUGGGAACAGAUUGCUCGAUCAACCGACUUUGCGCAAUGA